UGUUGGAGUGAGUAAUUGUAAUUUAUCUCCAGGUAUUUGCCGAAAAUAAAAAUUAGCCAAAAAUAGAAAAAUGUCGCAUCAAACUGGUAUAAAAGGUAAUGAUAAACUUACAAAAGUUUUUGGGAAAAGCAAAAACGGAAAGCUGCGGGUUAUAAAAGUUUCAAUAGAAAAUGAGGAACUUAAUUGUACCGCUACAGCUGAGGUAAAAAAAGACUGGGAGAGGGACUACGACAAGUUAAUUGCACCAUUGUUAGAAGAAAAUGUACCAUGUUAUAUACUUUAUCGGUUGGAUAGUAAAACUUCGCUUGGUUAUGCAUGGCUGCUGUUGAGUUGGGUGCCGGAUACGGCAACAAUACGACAAAAGAUGGUUUAUGCUUCCACAAAAGCAACACUUAAAACCGAAUUCGGUUCGGCGCAUAUUACUGAGGAAAUACACGCAACAACCUUAGAAGAGACUACAUUUGAAGGCUACGUACGGCAUAAACAAGACUUUGCAGCACCGGCACCACUAACCACUCGUGAGGAAGAGCUGGUAGAGUUGCGUAAAACUGAAAUUAACACCGAUAUUAAUACGGAUACGCGUCACCAAACCCUGGGCGGAGUAGUGUGUGCAAUGUCUGAUGCCACUGUUGCGGCUGUUAAGGAUUUGCUACGAGGUUCGUAUGACUAUCUUCAAUUUCGUAUCGAUCUGGACGAGGAGCGCAUACAUGUGUCGAAGGCAGCAGUGGUGCCGCUGAAUGAAUUGCCCCAUCAGGUGCCGACCGAACAUGCACGCUAUCAUUUAUACCUCUUCAAGCACACGCAUGGCGGUGACUAUCAAGAAGCAUUUGUUUUCAUAUAUUCUAUGCCUGGGUAUACAUGUUCGGUGCGUGAACGUAUGAUGUAUUCCAGCUGUAAAGCACCAUUUUUGGACAACUUGAGCACGUUUGGAGUAAAUGUUGCGAAAAAGUUGGAAAUCGAUAGUGGUUCUGAAUUGACUGAGGAGUUUCUGCUCGAAGAACUCCAUCCAAAAAAACUUGCCAGCAGACCAGCAUUUGCGAAACCUAAAGGCCCACCUAGUCGCGGUGCAAAACGUCUGACUCGUCCACAAGAGCAAUCUUAAGUGCAGAAUGGAUAUAGAAUUCUAUUCGGCAACUUGACCACCUCGCGGCAAUAAUUUGACUAAUGCUUUCUUUAUUCUUCCACCUGAUGUUUAACUCGCAUUUUAUCAUGAUUCAAGUAUUUAACUAUAAGAAGUGUCUACAAGUUAUUCAUACAUAUAUGUACAUAAACAUAAUGUUUAAUAGUAUUGAAUGUUAGAAAUUAUGUUUAUUUGUGUUCACUUCCACGCAAGAUCUAUAAAUAGUUAUGUAAAUGUACACAAAAGCAUACAUGUAAAGAUUUACUGCCUUAUUCCUUUCUAAUGGUACGCGCGGGCCGUUGAUCUUAAUCAUUUUGUAGCGCUGUUCGAUCAAACUUUCAAACAACUAAUGAUAUAUAACUAUUCCGCAAUAAUGUUUGGGGAAUGCUGCUGGAGUGACAGUCCUUGGCCGGAUGUAAACGAUAUAAAUCCGGGUCGUUUAGGUAAUGCAGAACCGACCUUUGUGGGAACGUGAUAUGUUUUCUAAUGCAUAGUAAUGGCUCUGACCCAUAUAAAAAAAUUGUAGUCAAUAAAACAAACAAUACACAUACAUAUACAUUUACCAAAUACAUAAAAGUUGAUGUUGAACAAUUCAAUUUGCUCCCUUUUGUUUAACAAAAAAAAAAAAAAAUAAUGUGUCAUCUUCUAUAUACAUAUGUAGCUGUAUUUAAGCGUUUAGAAAUUGCAAUAUAACAUAAAAAUGUAUCUAUUAUUAAUUAUACAUAUGUGUGUACAUCCAAAAUAAAGAGUUAAUUUUCUACUAGUUAACUUAAA
Molecule: messenger RNA, 1894 nt
Organism: Anastrepha obliqua
Lineage: Eukaryota; Metazoa; Arthropoda; Insecta; Diptera; Tephritidae
Gene: twf
Product: twinfilin
Exons: 4
Coding region: 71-1102 (343 amino acids)
Biological process (GO): regulation of lamellipodium assembly; actin filament depolymerization; positive regulation of neuron projection development
Cellular component (GO): myofibril; actin filament; cytoplasm
Molecular function (GO): actin filament binding; actin monomer binding
Source: RefSeq, a predicted model, not a curated record